This is a messenger RNA of Osmia bicornis bicornis, 3347 nucleotides long. RefSeq names its product cation channel sperm-associated protein 2-like. The record is from RefSeq and is a predicted model, not a curated record. Bases 2445 to 2909 code for a protein of 154 amino acids. Lineage: Eukaryota; Metazoa; Arthropoda; Insecta; Hymenoptera; Megachilidae. The transcript is spliced from 2 exons.
UACAUUUAUAAGAUUUCUCGUGCGUUUGAAAAAAAGAAUAUUUCGUAUAUCUUUCGGAUGAAUUCGAAACGUCCCUGCUAUUCGUAGAAUAAUAUUCUCGUGCAUUCGGUUGAGAGAAAUCUCAAAUACGCGAGAAAGAUUUACUGUAAGGGUGAGAAACGCGGAAGAUUUUAUAAAUGUUUCGGUCAGAUUCUUCUCACCCAUGGGAAUGAUAGAUAAUAACUUCAACUGGGCGUGUUGUAUCUUAAAAUACACAUUUUUAGAAUUUCUCUUUAGAAAGAAGUCCAUUUGAAAUUACCCACGUUGAUAUCUUUCGCGUUGAAGUAUUGUUUACUGUAACCGAGAACCAGCCAUUUUGUAUUAAGAACAUUAAUGAAAGGUUUGCGUGUCCAUUUUCGUCAGAGUUUAAACUUUAAAUUGCCGUAGGAUAGGUAGUAAUUUGCGGUACUCUUGUGUCAUCAAACGAUGCCAGACUUUCUAUGAUACGCAAUGGUACUUAGACUUUCUAAUUCCUAAUGACCUGUGGAAUAUUAUUCAUUUAAAUUAACGAAAUGUUUAUGGCGGAGGUUGAAUGAACAUUUGCAAGUACAAAAUACAGUUCGAAUGCAACGUUAGGAAUGUACGGUUAGGAGCGUGUUUCUUCCUGAAAAUCAUCCUUAAAGAGCCGCGCAAGUUAGGAGGUACCUACACCAAGCAUCGAAUGAAGAACUUUCUAAGUGUUUCUUGAAUUCUGCAUACUUUCGCUAAACCUUGCAUGCAGCAUGCGAGUGUAGUUUAUAGGAGUGUUGCACGAAUACAUAAUUGGAAGAAAACGAUCCCUGAAGUUCCGUUGAAACAUACCCAAGACUCGCGUGAGUUAACAAUACCUUUCAUUUAAAAUCAUUCGGAACAUAUGUUAACAGGUUGCAUGUUGAGGGGUCACCGACAGCCAACAGAACAGAUUUAAUAUAUAAUUCAAUACAUUCUACGAUUAUUCGCUUGAAAAGAUGAUUCAACGUUCAACCCUUUUAUUUCCAAUGAUAAAUUUUCGCGCAAGGGAGGAAUAAAGAGAAGGAAACGUUUAACUUGUUCGGUGGUCCACUCAUCUAACAUUAUCACUCGUCUGGUGCUUCACGAAACUAUUUCCACCGAGGCUCACUACUUUCACAGAGAACUUGAAAACAGCGAGCUGUAAAAAUAGUCGGGCACACAGGAAACAGUUGGUACGCGUCGGUGAAAUGUUUUCCGUGUUCCUUGGUUAACGCGCUCUACACGAAAACGCUGAAUUAAGCGUGCUUUGUAUUACGAACAAUUCUUUUAACGCGUUCAUUCAUAGAACAAUGAGGAUGAGUGAAUUCUGACUGAAAAUUCUUUUUAAAGCAUAAAAUCCGGUAAGUUCAGAAUAGUUUUCAUACAAAGUGUUCGCAAACGAUAUUUGAAAAUUAUCGUUCGAUUCUGAAAGCUUCAGGAUUCGAACAGAAAGCAAACGAUUUUUGAAGUUUGACAUUCGAUUCGAGGAGUUUCAAAGGUGGACACGCAAAGCAACGUUAUAGAAUCAUAAGAACUUUUGUAUUCAGCCGAUAGGUUGAUGUGGUUAGUUGAAUCGCAAUCAACUGGAUGUAAACAUCGGUCUACUUCAUGGAAUUAGGCGAACGUCGAAAGCAUACCGUAACAGAGUGAUCAACUAAGUUUAUAAUCUCAAACUUCUGGCUGUGUUCGAAUCAACCAUAAACAAUUAGAGAGUGUAUCAAAUAUAUAAAUUUUUUAACAAUUUAUUUAUCGACAUAAAUUAACUCAUUGAGUAUUUGCAAAUUAUUUAUCCGUAAAACUUAUCCAUAAAUCAGUAUCAGUAAACUUAUACAUAAUUCAGCAACGAACGCUUAAAAGCAUCUUGCAGGAAGCGUACGAAAUAAUCCCCAUUGUUCUGACCCUUGAUAUCGGUGAAUAUUUUACAAGUUUCGAAAGCAUCUACAAUCGGUGAUCAAAUUAUUAGAGCCACUCGUAUAAAUUAACAAUUUUACAUAAAAAUGAUUAAGCAGAGUAUUUAUUAUUUUUUAAUGAUCUGUUGAUGCUUGUAAAAUUAAUCACUAAAAUUGAAAUAACUUUUGAACCAUCAAAAAUCGAACAUAUUACUACAGGACCUUUUUUAUCGGAAAUGAUGUCCUCUAUCACCCACUUGCUUUUCGAUCACUGAAACUGAGACACCUUGUAUAUUUUUGAACGAUCAAAUAUUCUCUAAAAAUAUAUUACUGAACGCAAUAUUGGUUACUCGGUUGCCGAUACGAGUGUUAGCUCGUCUCCUUUUUAACAUCCUAUAUAAUCGUAAUCGAUUGAACGAGAACGCGGAAAGUUCAGACAAUCGGCUUCCCGUUUCUCGGUGGAAAAUCGAGAUCGAAAUCCAGCGUGAUACAUUUCACAGAGACUGCAGUCCUGCCUAACGAACCGUCGAAAUUACGCGAUCGUGAAUGGGUUUAACCGCUGUAAAGGCCCUUUGCGAUUGCAAUGGCACCAGCCUGUCCACGCGUCAGACCCUCGAAUGUUACGUAUCGGGAAAGGAUCUUCUGCCAUCUUGUGUACCGAUUCUAAAAGCCACAGUGCGAACAAGAUGCAGUGCUCGACGAAUGCUGAUCUCCAGCUGUAUCUUGAUCAUCAUAAUGGCUAUUAUCUAUUGCAUGUCUUUCGCGAAUCUGCGUAGACCAUCGCUGUAUAUACCAUUUAGAAGGCAAUCUGAUCCGCAACCUGCCGCGGAUUCGCAUUCACCAUCGGAAACCACGAUACAAGCUUCCGAGGACACCGCCGAGGACGCUGCCGAGGACGAUACCGAGGACGCAGCCGAGGACGAUACCGAGGACGCAGCCGAGGACGAUACCGAGGACGCAGCCGAGGACGAUACCGAGAAUGCUGAUGAAGAACCUCCUGAAGAAGAGUAACAUAAAUCUAUGUCUUUCGAGGAAGAAGAAAUAGAGAUAUUCUAUCGCGAAACGAUUCGUUCACGUUUAGAGCUCGAUUCGUUAGAUGGUAAAUUUCACGGGAUAUCACAAUAGCGAUGAACCGUAAGCGUCUGUGGUUGUUGUAAAAGACUAGGGAGUAAGUUGGAAAGGAAAGAAACGAGUAAGCGAACCGUUUGAUACCGGAUAACGAAUGCGUCGACCGCGUGUACAUAAAUCUCUGCCCGAAACACCGUGCUCGAACUGCAUUUUUCAUUCGGAACAUUACUCGCGGGCCGAAGUAACCGUUUACGUUUCACGGAACAACACCGAUGCUGUUGUGUACGCCGUAACAGCUGCAAACAAACCGGCCAUUCUAUUCGAGCCGCACUGUCGCUUACAGGUAUCGGUACACUUGUUACCUUUCUGACAAGUCUACGU